Molecule: messenger RNA, 1380 nt
Organism: Sardina pilchardus (European sardine)
Lineage: Eukaryota; Metazoa; Chordata; Actinopteri; Clupeiformes; Clupeidae
Gene: insig1
Product: insulin induced gene 1
Exons: 6
Coding region: 243-1127 (294 amino acids)
Biological process (GO): SREBP signaling pathway; cholesterol biosynthetic process; cellular response to insulin stimulus
Cellular component (GO): SREBP-SCAP-Insig complex; endoplasmic reticulum
Source: RefSeq, a predicted model, not a curated record
UAGGCUAAUUACUUAUUUUUACUAGGCCCUGAAUUCAGGUCUAUGAUGUAUGAAUAUUGUUUACAACCAACUGCUAUAGCCUAUAAUAGAGCCAGGGUUAUCUCACUCUGGACACUUGACCUCAUUUCAACUGUUUUGCCCGUUCAAGUUUGUUUUCAAAGUUACAUGACUGCCACAGCAGCAGAGAAGUUGCGUUGAUCCUGUGCGCAAGAGCAUACACAGCAGUGGACAGCCUACGUGUAAUGCGUGGAUGUAGAGGAGGUGGUGUGUAUGUCGCGUCAUAUCGCCCGCCGCUUUAUCAUUGGCCAGCUCAACUCACCAGACACCAGCGCGCUUGUUUUCUGCAGAGGAAGCACGCCCGUGAGUGCCAAAUGCCAAGACUUGAAGGACACUGUUGGAGUUGCUCCUGUUCAUCACGGAUGAAAGCUAAAGACCUGUCUAGUGCCAGUUGGGUUUCAUCUAAAGUCGAAGAAAUGAUGUCCAUCAUAACCUCAGUUAUGCGGCAUGCAUAUGGGUCCAUCCACAGUAUCCAGUCCGCUAACCUAAUACGACGGGGCUUCGUGUUGUUUACCGUCGGAGUGUUUCUCGCAUUGGUGCUAAAUUUGCUACAAAUUCAAAGAAACGUCACGUUGUUCCCUGAGGAAGUGAUAACAACUUUGUUCUCGUCUGCCUGGUGGAUUCCACCUAGUUGUGGAACAGCAGCAGCUGUGGUUGGCCUGCUGUACCCUUGCCUGGAUAGCCAUCUUGGGGAGCCACACAAGUUUAAGAGGGAAUGGGCCAGCGUGAUGCGUUGUAUCGCAGUGUUUGUGGGCAUCAACCACGCCAGUGCUAAACUGGACUUUGCUAAUAAUGUCCAGCUCUCCCUGACCCUGGCGGCACUGUCGCUGGGUCUUUGGUGGACGUUUGACCGCUCCAGGAGUGGCUUCGGCCUUGGCAUCACCACGGCCCUGCUGGCCACACUCAUCACACAGCUACUGGUCUACAACGGUGUCUAUCAAUACACCUCUCCAGACUUUCUGUAUGUUCGCUCGUGGCUUCCCUGUAUAUUCUUCUCUGGGGGCGUUACUGUGGGAAACAUCGGACGGCAGCUGGCUAUGGGAGCUCCAGAGAAACCUCACAACGACUAGGCAGUAAGGCUGACUUUCGAAGGUCAAAGAACGCAGAGACGCAGAGGCAGGGGGAGGGAGGGAGGGGGGUGGUCACCCGGUCGCACCCCCCUCCCACACCUCGAAAUGUCGGGACUGUUCUAGAGCCCGGGAGGGGAUGCACAUCAAUCAUCGGAGAGACCCCCCCUCCUGAUUUAUUUUUUUCCUUCUUCUUCUUCAUUGAUGCUCAGCGAAAAAGUAUGAGAAAGAAAAGAAAAGAAAAGAAAAGAAAAGA